CUUUGUUGGAUUCGUGAUCCAUGUCUAAUUUCAUCGCUGAGGAGUUCGCACGGAAACUGCUGACGAGUCGCAAAAGGGUCAACGUCGCUGUAUCGGGCAUCGGCAAUGCAGUACAGCAGAUCAAGAGUUCCAUCGUCGCUACCGUUCAGUCCAAGACACAACCCUUCUCAACGGAGAUGACUUUCUUGGUUCUGGACACGCCAUCCGCAAACAUCCCUACAUCAUUAACGGACGUCUCUUCAUGGAAAAUGCCGGACGUGGCAUUGGCGGACAGCACCUUUAACAGUCCGGGGCAAAUCGACAUCGUCAUCGGAGGCGAUACGUUCUGGGAGCUCCACACCGGUCGCAAGCGCUCUAUCGGUAGAGGCAAACCGUGGCUGGUCGAAACCCAUUUUGGUUGGGUUGUCACCGGCAACACUCAUCAUUCGUCCAUCGGUCCGCGGCUGUGCCAUCUAUCUGCAUACGACACUCCACUGGAGGAGACCAUGCAGCGGUUCUGGGAGAGUGAAACCAUAGCCGAGGAUCCUGUGCUAUCGGUUGAGGAGAAUACUUGCGAGAAGCAUUUCGUAGCAACAACUGUUCGCAACUCAAGUGGAAGGUAUGUCGUUAGUUUGCCAUUUAACUCCAACCCUAAUAUCGUUUUAGGAGAGUCGAAGGAAAUAGCCGAUCGCAGACUGCGUUGUAUCGAACGGCGGUUGAACACCAAUGCUAAAAUGAAAGAAGAGUAUGUGAAAUUUAUGAAAGAAUAUGAGCAUUUGGGGCAAAUGAAGCGACUUACCAGUGCUGCAAACGAUUCGGUAGAGCAUUACUACCUCCCACAUCACGCUGUCAUUAAGGAAUCAAGCACAACCACGAAGUGGGACCAGUCGUUCAAGAAGAUCUUUUAUCGAUUAUCCUUCGGUUUCGUUCUCGUGCCAUUGCUCUCACUGCAGACGUAG
This is a messenger RNA of Anopheles arabiensis, 938 nucleotides long. RefSeq lists its product as uncharacterized. The transcript has 2 exons. The record is from RefSeq and is a predicted model, not a curated record. Lineage: Eukaryota; Metazoa; Arthropoda; Insecta; Diptera; Culicidae. The coding region runs from base 21 to 938 and encodes 305 amino acids.